AUGGCAGAUACCUACGGCAUGAACGGCCACAAUGGCCACGCCAAGCAUCGCCGCAGUAGCUCAAUGAAUGGUCGAAAUCGUCUUUACGCUCAACAAGAGCCGCAAAGAACGUCUCACCUCAGCGAGUUCGGUAAGCACAUGGUAGCAGCGUCUGGAGAGUUUGUGGGCACCUUUUUAUUCUUAUACUUUGGCUAUGCUGGAAACAUUGUUGCCGUUCUCCAAGAGCCCAUCUCAGGGCCGAACGGCACCUUGGCCAACAACACUGUCAUGUACGUGGCCAUGGCAUACGGGUUUUCUCUUUUGGUCAACGUUUGGACUUUCUACCGAAUCAGUGGUGGACUCUUUAACCCUGCUGUCACUUUCGGCCUCUGCCUCUCUGGCCAACUACCGUGGAUACGCGCACUAUUUCUGUUCCCAUCCCAGAUCAUCGCUGCCAUGUGUGCAGGCGGUCUUGUCAAUGCCAUGUUCCCUGGAAGUGCCUCUAUCGCAAACACGACACUCGGGCCCAACACUUCCAUCGCGCAAGGUGUCUUUCUUGAGAUGUUCUUCACUGCCCAGUUGGUCUUUGUUGUCUUGAUGCUUGCUGCUGAGAAGUCUCGCGACACCUUCCUGGCCCCAGUUGGCAUUGGUCUGGCCCUGUUCGUGGCACUUAUCCCAGGAGUCUUUGUGACUGGCGGAUCAGCCAAUCCUGUCCGAUCCUUUGGCUGCGCUGUCGGUUCCAGAGACUUUCCUGGCUACCACUGGAUCUACUGGGUUGGACCCCUUCUUGGCGCUGCACUUGCUGCUGGGUAUUUCCGGCUUGUCAAGAUGAUGCAUUACGAGGAAGCCAACCCUGGACAAGACAGCCCGAUCGAUGUAUGA
Molecule: messenger RNA, 861 nt
Organism: Fusarium pseudograminearum CS3096
Lineage: Eukaryota; Fungi; Ascomycota; Sordariomycetes; Hypocreales; Nectriaceae
Exons: 3
Coding region: 1-861 (286 amino acids)
Biological process (GO): transmembrane transport
Cellular component (GO): plasma membrane
Molecular function (GO): water channel activity
Source: RefSeq, a predicted model, not a curated record